Ananas comosus (pineapple) is the source of this 3081-nucleotide messenger RNA. Its product is annotated as U-box domain-containing protein 33-like. Gene Ontology annotation, biological process: protein phosphorylation; protein ubiquitination. The record is from RefSeq and is a predicted model, not a curated record. The transcript is spliced from 9 exons. NCBI's taxonomy places the organism in Eukaryota, Viridiplantae, Streptophyta, Magnoliopsida, Poales, Bromeliaceae. Bases 269 to 2917 code for a protein of 882 amino acids. Gene Ontology annotation, molecular function: ubiquitin-protein transferase activity; ATP binding; protein kinase activity.
AUCUGGUGCAUGGAAUAUUUUUUGCUCUUUUUCUCUCACCCUGCACAAGCUCUUUGCCCUAUCAGAAUCUCGGAAAAGAGAGAAAGAGAGCGCAACAAAAGCGAUAAAGGAAGCUAUAACAAGAGGUGCUUCUAAAGCUAGACACACACACACUCACAUAUAUAUAUAUAUAUAGAGAGAGAGAGAGAGAGAUGUAGAAGUAUCAACAAAAGGAAUAGCUGUGGAAAGGAGCCCUAGCCUUCAUGUAGUUAGUUAGUCAUUGGAUUGCAUGGCUUUGCUAAGCUGCGCCGUGCCGGUUACGCUGCUUCAGCCGGAGAUGGAGAGGAGAUUCUUAUGUGCGGGGAGCGAGCGGUCGGUGGGGAGCGGCCGCAGCAGCAGCAGCUGCGGCAGCGGCGGCGGAAGUGUACUAAGGGAGGAAGCAGAAGAGGAAGAGGUAUCGGUUCGAGACGGUGGGGGAGAAGAGGAGGAGGAGGAGGUUUACGUCGCGGUCGGAAAGGAGGUGAAGGAGGGGAGGGCCAAUCUAAUGUGGGUGCUGCGGAAUAUCUCGCCGAGUACGAAAAUCGUCGUCGUUCACGUCCAUCGCCCUGCAAUGAAGAUCAACAUACUGGGAGCAUGGUUUCCUGUUAGCCAGCUACAAGAACAGGAGGUGAUCGCAUACCGGCUUAUAGAGAAGGAAAAGAUGAAUAAAAAUAUGGAAGAAUUUUUGGAUAUUUGCGCGAGUCAAAAGGUUAAAGCCGAAAAGAUCGUAAUCGAGGAGAAUGAUAUUGCUAAAAGCAUUGUGGAGCUCAUUGCUCAACAUGGGAUUGCAAAGCUUGUCAUGGGAGCAGCAGCUGAUAAACAUUAUUCGAGGAGAAUGAAGUCGCCGAAAUCCAAGACAGCUCAAACUGUCCAGCAGCAAGCUGAUCCCUCAUGCAAGAUAUUGUUUGUUUGCAAAGGAAACCUAAUUUGCGCAAGGGAAGUUGGCGAAAGAUCAUUUAGGGCGGAAUCAUCUACAAGCAGCACGAGUCCUUGGACCAGCGUAUCGACGCGCAUAUCCGAACAAUUCAAAUCCACAUCAGUAGAACAAGGAAAGUGUGAGUCUUCCACCAUGCAAGAAGCAUUCCAUGCAAGGUUGAGAUUGGCGAAUUCGACCUCUAGUGGUGAAGCAGAUCAGUGGAAUGAGGAAUCCAGGCGAUUUCAAGCCUCGAAUCAUCAACUGAUCAGUUCAGAAAUUGAAGAGCAUAGCAACGCCGGACCUUCAUUGAUAAAUAAGGAUGCAGGGAAUAAAGCUGGAUCGACCGGUUUGCCAUCGCCAUAUGAGUAUGAAGAGGAUUUGCAAGCUUCAUUUCCUUCUGAUUAUUCGGAAGAUAUUGAGGUAGAUCAAGAAUCAAGUGAAAAGCUAAGGGAUGCAUUCAUGGAGUUGGAAAAUUUAAAACGUGAAGCGCACGAAGAGUCGUGGCAGCGGCAAAAAGCUGAGAGAGACUUGGUCGAGGCUUCGCGCAAAGUCAAGGAAGCGGAAAAUUUGUUCAUGAAAGAGGUAAGACAAAAUAAGGAAAUAGAGGAGAGACUAGAGAGAGAGAAAGGUGAAUUUGAAGAGGAUAAGCAGCAGCUUAGUCAAAUACAUGAUCAACUAAAGAAGGCAAAUGAGCAAAGGUUAGCACUUGAACUCCAAAUCCGAGAUUCCGAAUGCAUGAUCGAGGAUUUCGAAGGGAAAUUAUCGGAGGCAUACCGUACUCUCGGAAUGCUGCGAGAUGAGAAUAGAGAUCGACAGCGAGAAUGCAAUGUCAGAGACGUUUUUCAAGGUGAGGCUGAGGAGCCAAGUUCUAGCUCUCGCGACGGAGUCAUCGCCAAUUUCGCGGUGUUUACGUAUUCGGAGCUGAAGCAGGCGACUAACAAUUUUGACGAGUCGUUGAAGAUCGGAGAUGGCGGGCGUGGCAGCGUGUAUAAGGGCUUUCUUCGCAGUACGACGGUGGCCGUAAAGAUGUUAAAUUCUAAAGGAGAAUCUGAGUUUAAUCAAGAGGUGGAAAUUCUCAGCAAAGUUCGGCAUCCGAACCUCGCGGCCCUCGUCGGAGCAUGCCGCGAGGCCCGCGCUCUCGUGUACGAGUUCGUUCCCGACGGAAACCUCGAGGACCGCCUCCGGUGCGCCCGCCAGUCCCCGCCUCUCGCAUGGCAGGCCCGCAUGCGCAUCGCGUCGGAGAUUUGCGCUGCGCUGAUCUUCCUCCACUCCCAGAAGCCUAAACCGAUAGUCCACGGCAAUCUCAAGCCCGAGAACGUCCUUCUCGACGCCAACCACGCAACGAAGCUCGCCGACUUGCUAGUUGUUUCGUCAAACACCGCCGAUGGAACAGUACUACCACUCCGCCGCGGCCGCGGUGCAGCUUACGUCGACCCGAACUACCUCGCCACGGGGACGCUCACGCCGCAGUGCGACGUGUACUCCUUCGGGGUGAUACUGCUGCGUUUGCUCACGGGGAGGGGCGCGCAUCGGAUCGCGGAGGCGGUGCGGGAGGCGUUGGAUAGGGGGGAUCAGCUCAUACGGGCGGAGUUGGGUCUGAGAUGCUGCGAUCUGCGGCGGAGCAGACGGCCGGAUCUCGGUAAGGAUGUCUGGAGGGUGCUGGAGCCCGUAAUGAAUGUGGCCUCGUUGUCCGCGCGGUUGUCGUUAUCAUCGUUGUCGUCGUCACGCUGGUCGUUCAGGUCGGAUUCCGACGGGAACUGCAGUGCGCCGUCUUAUUUUCUCUGCCCCAUACUUCAGGAGAUCAUGAAGGAUCCACAAAUUGCAGCGGAUGGGUUCACGUACGAGGGGGAGGCUAUAAGAGGGUGGCUUCAGUGUCGGCACGAUACGUCCCCCGUGACCAACCUCAAGCUCACCAGCUCCGAGCUCAUUCCCAACCACGCCCUUCGCUCCGCAAUCUAUGAAUGGUUGCAGAAACACCGCUAAAAUAAGAAAUUCUUUUUUUCCUUUUUUACACUUAUUGUAUAUUCCAUUGUACAUGUUGUAUUGUAUAUCGUAUUAUUUUUUUAAAAUUUUUUUUGAGUAGGGUCGUGUAGUGUUAUGCAAAUAAUUCGUUUAUGUACUUGUAUCUAAAUUGUUAUAAAAAUAAC